Sparassis crispa is the source of this 1302-nucleotide messenger RNA. RefSeq names its product 54S ribosomal protein L35, mitochondrial. Bases 1 to 1302 code for a protein of 433 amino acids. The record is from RefSeq and is a predicted model, not a curated record. The transcript is spliced from 7 exons. NCBI's taxonomy places the organism in Eukaryota, Fungi, Basidiomycota, Agaricomycetes, Polyporales, Sparassidaceae.
AUGCUGGCUCUACGCAGACUUCCCCGAAGCAUCGUCGGCUUUGCAGGAGUCAGGGGAAAUGCAUCUCUCCAAUCCUCUUCUUCUGCCGAACCAGUAACCCCUCUACCACCACCGCCACCUCAGGCAGCUGUACCGACACCGGAACCUUCACCGUCUCCGGCGAAGCCAGCGGCGGCGGAAGCUUCGGCCUCAGCAUCGCCAAAGGAGGAGUCGGCGAGGGGUACUGUAAACCAGACGGAUCGCAAAUGGCCGACGCGUCGCCCGCCCAUUAGCGCGAAGAACCCGCGAGAGUGGAACAGACCCAUAGCGAAAGGUGUCCUGCCCGUGUAUGAUGAGGCACUCGCGUACAUUCAACAAGACUCCGCGCAGAUCAAGCUGGAGUUGAAGGAGCUGCAGACAAAGGUAGAGGCUUUGGAGAAUGUUCCCGAGGAGGAGCGCGAUGUCGAGGCGUUGGAGGAGUUGCGAGAGAAGCUGAAAAUUCUGGAGAUACAGAGCGAGGCGAACCUACCCGAUGUUCGGUGGAAGGCAUGGAACGCUAUGGGUGACAUGAACAAACUCAUAUACAGACAUCUAUUGGAGCAGAGGUGGCGAGAAGAUGGGGUGCUGGAUCUGCUGAUGGAGCGUAUUCACCAGAUGAAUGUUGUUCCCGACCUUCUCCCGUCACUGCACCCUACACUCGACCUCCGUCUCAACUUCCCUGAUGUACCAAAGAGUGGAUGGACCCGUCAUCGUGCUAAGCGUCAAUAUAAGAAGGUGGAGCCUGGUGUCUUCCUGCUGCCGGAACAGACAUGGAGGCAACCAGUACUUUACACAACCGUGUUUCACACUGACACCCGCCUGUACACUCUGCUGAUGGUUGACUUGGAUGUUCCGGAUACGGAGAGCCAGUCGUACCAAGCCUACUUACAUUGGAUGCAACCUAACAUCGCGCUGUCUGCAUUAUCUCCCUCGCCAAUCCCGCUCACGACGAGCCACACUCGGUAUAUCCCUCCUCACCCACAGCAGGGUACGCCAUAUCACCGCUAUGUAGUCCUCCUCUUGCCACAGGAGUCACCCACGGAGCGCAUCUCCAUCCCGGCUCCCUCGGACGAGGAGAGGUUGGGCUUUAACUUCCGAGCGUUUGCGGAGAAAUACGGCUUGGACGGAAACAGAGGUGGGGGCGCGCACAUGUGGCGAGAGGUAUGGGACAACACGGUGUCACGAUUCUACAAGGACAUCUUGAAAACUGAGGAGCCGAGAUACGGUAGAAUCCCUAUGGAGGAUCCAUAUGUUGAAGUCAAGAAGUCUAAAAAGUAUCUCUAG